GCGGUGUUCAGUGGUGGUCACGCGCUCAUUCGCACUGCGACGGUGCAGUGAUUAGCGCGCCCGCGUGCGCGCUCCCCUCUCUCUCUCUCCCUCCCCCCUCGUGGUCUCGGACACUCACAGUCGCGCGCUCACAUUCCCCCAUAGAAGUUACCAAGAAAAUUCACCCAUUCAGCGGCGAACAGAGCCCGGCGGACAGCAUGGCUUCAGGAGUCACUGUUAAUGAUGAAGUCAUUAAGGUCUUCAACGACAUGAAAGUGCGAAAGUCCUCAACCUCGGACGAGGUAAAAAAGCGCAAAAAAGCAGUGCUGUUCUGCCUCAGUGAUGACAAGAAGAAGAUUAUUGUAGAGGAGGACAAGCAAAUCCUCGUUGGCGAUAUCGGAGAGACUGUUGAUGAUCCGUAUGCCUGUUUUGUAAAGCUCCUACCUCUAAACGACUGCAGAUAUGGCUUGUAUGAUGCCACUUAUGAAACUAAAGAGUCCAAGAAAGAAGACUUGGUAUUUAUAUUUUGGGCCCCUGAAGGUGCGCCAUUAAAAAGCAAGAUGAUAUAUGCUAGUUCUAAAGACGCCAUUAAAAAGAAAUUUACAGGUAUCAAACAUGAAUGGCAAGUCAAUGGCUUGGAUGACAUUCAGGACCACUCAACCCUGGCAGAAAAAUUGGGAGGCAAUGUGGUUGUAUCGUUGGAAGGGCGACCAUUGUAAACUGAAUAGACACCGGCCAUCUGGAUUCCACUCCCUUUCCUACUUAGCACCUGUAUUUUGAUCCUUAUGGAAGUUUUAGGUGUUCUCUCUUUUUUUUUUUUUUUUUUUAAGUUUUGUUUGUUUUUUUCCAUAUGAAAGUGAUCUCAUUAACAUAUUCAGUUCUAGUGGUUUAUUGCCAGCUGAUGUUUUCAAACCCUGGUUUUGUAUGUCCCCAUAAAAGUUUAUCUUGGAGCACAUUUUGCCUAACAGCAAUGCCAUGUAUCAGUAUUAUAAGUUCAGUCCUCCUUGCACAAACAUACAAUGUCCAGUGUUUAACAUUUUGUAUCAUGGAGAUAUUCUGUACUACUCUAACCGACAUGAGAAUGCUUUCUGUUAAUGCUUCACAGGGUUGCAUUAACCAGUUGUGAGCACUUUGCACUCUACGUUUUGACAUUUAUUUGAACUGUUCUACCUAAUUGGCCUAAUUUGACAUGGCUAAUAUGUUGAGUACUAUGCAGCUAUGAAAGCACUUGCUUAUACACUACAAGUUGAGACAAACCUGGGCAUGGGGUCUAUAGAAUUGUUGUGUUUGUCACCAAAUGGAAGUUACCACCGUCUUUAUUCCUGCAAUGCAUAUGGACAGCCUUAUUUUCAUUUGAAUGAAAUGUACACCACUGAAUAAGGAGGAGGUGCUGCUUGGUUGUUUGUUUUUUAGACACUAAAAGAAUGCAUAAUACCUGUGAAGAUGGCAGUAUCUGUUUGCAGCCUUAAACAUUUUUUGAGAUCUAUGAAGUUGCCACUUUGCAAUAAAACCUUGUGGCAUUGACACAGCCUGUCUCUGGUCUGCCUGGUUUACCGUUUCACUGACGUUUACAUGUUUAGGCGUACUAAUAACUUGUCUUUUUUUAGAUUUACUCAAUUUGUAGUCCAAAUAAAAUGCAAGAUGUGUGUUGAUUCACAAACCUAAAUGAUAUAUUUUUCUUUACUAUGUAUAAUUUACUUAAGGUAGUGCAGUAAUUUAACAACAGUUGACUGCAUUUAUUUUUAACACUAAUGUGGUUUGCCUAUACUAUGUACAACAUACGUAUAUGUCUGUAGUGUAAUACUCUUGCAUAGUGCAUACUGAACAAAAUAGCACUCAUUUUUAUCAUCAAGUUUCUGUCCUACUUGAUGUUACCAGUUGUGAUCUGGUCUGACACAUUUUUUUGAUGUUUUGCAAGUUUAAAUGGACCAGCUGUCCAGGCUCAUGUGCUUCAAGUGUUUCUGUGAAAAUGCUAUGUGUCGUCCAGUUGAACUGGGCUUAAGGCCAGGGGCUGCUUCUCCCUUUGGAGAAUUUGAUCUACUGGUAGCAAGCAGACCUCUGCUGCUUGGUGCUAUUUAUGGCCAACAUGCUUUUGUGUCUUGUCAUCGUUAUCCACAAAUGGCAAAACUGAACAUGCUUCCAAAGAGCUGCGAAAGGGAAGCCUGCUUGAGCAGCCUGGGCAUGGUUACAAAGAGUGUUUUUUGCACUUAUGAAUGGUGGCAAUAAACAGUGUUGCAUUUAAAUUCA
Neoarius graeffei (lesser salmon catfish) is the source of this 2226-nucleotide messenger RNA. RefSeq names its product cofilin 2 (muscle) (gene cfl2). Gene Ontology annotation, molecular function: actin filament binding. The transcript has 4 exons. Gene Ontology annotation, cellular component: cytoplasm; actin cortical patch; actin cytoskeleton. Gene Ontology annotation, biological process: actin filament fragmentation; actin filament severing; cell motility. The coding region runs from base 198 to 698 and encodes 166 amino acids. Lineage: Eukaryota; Metazoa; Chordata; Actinopteri; Siluriformes; Ariidae. The record is from RefSeq and is a predicted model, not a curated record.